Messenger RNA from Tetrahymena thermophila SB210, 1506 nucleotides. Its product is annotated as tetratricopeptide repeat protein. The transcript has a single exon. NCBI's taxonomy places the organism in Eukaryota, Ciliophora, Oligohymenophorea, Hymenostomatida, Tetrahymenidae. Gene Ontology annotation, molecular function: protein binding. The record is from RefSeq and is a predicted model, not a curated record.
AUGUAAGAUAGUAUUUUAGUCAAAGAGGUACGUAGCCUUUAUUAAAAUUAUAAACUGUAAGAAUGUAUUGCAAAAGUAGAAGAGUUAGAUUAAAGCUUGAGCUUUAACUCUCACCAACUUUUGCAGCUUUAUAGAGGAUUAAGUUACUUUGAAUUAGGUUAGGUCAAUCAGGGGAUACAAAUUUUUCAACAACUUUUAGUUGAAUAGAAGUAGGAAAAAGAUGUUUUAAUAGAUGCUAUUGACUUAAUAGUGAGAAUUAAUUAUUGUAUUUAAGUUUAUUAUUAUAAUGAGUACUUAUGCAGGAAAAUUGCUCCUGAUUUAAAGGAAGUGUAUGAAAAAUUCAAAGAAUUAAAUAUUUUGUGCGGGAAUAAAGAUGAAUUUUAAAAAGGAGUCCAGUUGUAUGGAUAUGGAACUUAUUUAAUUAUCAAUAGGGAUUAAGAUAAACUAGAAGAAGCUUUAUAAGCCCUAUAAGAAUCUUCAAACCUUUUAGAAGAUUUUAAAUAAGAUGUUUUGAGCUUUUUAGGAUUUUCUUACUAUUAUUCUGAUAAGUAAUAGUAGUGCUUAAAAUUCUCCUUAUAGCUUUAUUAAUUAAAUCCUUAAUAUCCAAGUAUUUCUAAUAAUGUAGCUCUUUGUUAUUCAUAGUUGAUGGAUUUUGAUUAAGCAGAAAAAUACUUUUAAGAAGCUGAAAACCUUUGUCCAAACAAUAACUUUAUUAUGAGCAACUAAGCAAAAUAUUAUGAAUCAAGAAAAAAUAAAGAAAAAGCCAAGUGGUAUUAUUAAAAGUGCUAUGAUGUAAUGCCUAGAUAAGCGAGGGCGUGCUGUGCAUAUGGUAAAUUUUUGUGUAAACAAAAGGAAUAUGAAGAAGGGAUUUUAAAGUUUUAAGAAGGCCUAGAUCUAGAUCCUCAAUAUAUAAAUAAUUAUAUAGAAUUAGCUUAUCAUUUAGCUUCAUCUGAUAUUGAAUUAUCAAAAAAUUUAAUUUUAAAGAGUAUUGAACUUCAGCCUGAAAACGAGUAAAUUUAUAUGACUUUAGGAGAAAUUCAAAAAGCUAAUAAUUAAUAUCUUAAUGCAAUACAUUCUUACUUUGUUUGCCUCUAGCUAUCUAAAAAUGAUACUUAUAUAUAAUAUAAAGCCCAUUCUAUGCUAGGUAGAUGUUUUUUAGAAGAAAAUUUAUAUUAAAACUCACUCAAACACUUCUUUAAAGCCUCAAAUUAUGUUUAUAAAAAUUACGAUAACUAUAAUAUAAGCUAAGUAUGUAAAAUAAUAGAUGAAUCUGAAAUAGAAUUAUAAAUUUAUGCUCUUUACUUAAUAGAAUAAUAAGAGCAAGGAGCUGUCACAAAAUUUAAUAACUUUGCUAAUUAAGUUAAGACAUUAAACUUUAAAAUACUAUUUUAUGAUAGGCUAGAUAACUUAAGACAAGUUUUAUAAUUAAUUACGUAUUAAAAGCAUGUUUAGUAAUAUCUUAUUUACAGAAAUGAAUAUUCUCAUUUAGAUUUUUAUUUCGAUUGA